Messenger RNA from Photinus pyralis (common eastern firefly), 1789 nucleotides. Its product is annotated as peptidyl-prolyl cis-trans isomerase-like 4. The transcript has 2 exons. Gene Ontology annotation, cellular component: nucleus. Gene Ontology annotation, biological process: protein peptidyl-prolyl isomerization. Gene Ontology annotation, molecular function: peptidyl-prolyl cis-trans isomerase activity; RNA binding. The record is from RefSeq and is a predicted model, not a curated record. Lineage: Eukaryota; Metazoa; Arthropoda; Insecta; Coleoptera; Lampyridae. The coding region runs from base 174 to 1610 and encodes 478 amino acids.
UUGAUGAUGAGUAGUUCUUGCUAAAUGAAUAGUGCGAACGAAUCGAGUAUGCAUAAGAACUACUGCACACAUUUCAGUGUGUAAUGUUUAUUUAUUGUAGUUUUAAAUAAAUGUUUUGUGGUAAAUGUGAAGGUUUUUUGAGAAAACACACUUCGUAGAUUCCUAACCUCAAAAUGUCGGUUGUGAUUGAAACAACUUUGGGGGACAUCACGGUGGAUCUGUACACCAAAGAGCGACCCAGAGCUUGCUUGAACUUCCUGAAAUUAUGCAAGAUCAAGUACUACAAUUACAGUUUAUUUCACACAGUGAGCAGAGACUUCAUUGCGCAAACAGGUGAUCCUACCGGCUCGCGCAAAGGUGGCGAAUCAAUUUAUGGCGUACUCGAAGGGUCGCUUAAACGUUUCUUUGAAUGCGAAACAAAUCCGCGAAUCAAGCAUACAAUAACCGGUCUGGUGUCGUUUGUAGGUGACGAAGACAACAUGAUUGGUUCACAGUUUUUCAUUACGCUUGCUCCUGAGCUGUCCUACUUAGAUGACAAACAUUGCGUUUUCGGCGAAGUGGCUGAAGGUUUGGACGUAAUCGAACUAUUAAACGAGGCGAUCUGCGAUAUUGACAGUAGACCAUAUCAGGAUAUACGGAUUACGCACACGGUCAUUCUCGACGACCCCUUUCCGGAUUUGAAGGGGCUGCGAAUACCGGCCCGGUCCCCAUCUCCCAGCGCUGAACGCUUACAAGGCGGUCGUAUAGCACCCGAUGAGGAAAUCGAUGAGACGGUCGGUAAGAAUCUUGCUGAAAUUGAGGAGAUGAAAGCAGAUCGUGAGGCGAAAGCACGUGCUACUAUCCUGGAGAUGGUUGGUGACAUUCCGGAUGCAGAAAUGGCCCCGCCAGAAAACGUGCUGUUUGUUUGUAAACUGAAUCCGGUGACAACUGAUGACGAUUUGGAAAUCAUCUUCAGUCGUUUCGGUACCAUAAAGUCGUGUGAGGUGAUUCGCGAUCGUAAAACCGGCGACUCUCUGCAGUACGCUUUCAUAGAGUUCGAGGAAGAGAAGGCCUGUGAGGAUGCCUACUUUAAAAUGGACAAUGUGUUAAUCGACGACCGGCGAAUUCACGUCGACUUCAGUCAGUCUGUAGCCAAAGUGAAGUGGCUUGGAAAAGGCCGAGGUGUCGCGCACUUCGAUGGUAAAGGGAGACGAAUAGAAGACAAAAAGAACGAUAUCGGAAGGGGGAACUAUUCCACUCAGAAAACUGAACCAUCGAAAAGGCACCAUGACCAAAAAUACAGAAAAGGUGAGGAUGUUAAAUCCAGAGGCAAAGAUUCGCGAAGUAGUAAAAAGGAACAGUACUACGAAUCACGUGAUUACAAAAGUAAGAGUAAGCACUCACGGGGAAAGGAGAGGGACCGUAGGUAUGAAUAUGAGGAGAGGCAUAGGAGGGAUUACAGAAGGCGUUCGCGUAGUAGUGGGGACGACCGGCGAAAAUCCAAGAAGAAGUUGAAGAAAUCAAAGAGAAGUAGCAGCAGUGAAUCAAGUGCUAGUGAGAGGAACCGCAAGAGAUCUCAUAAAGUUAAAUCUCGUGAAAAGAAACAUAAAGGAGACAGUUCUGAUGAUUAGUAUUAUGAACAAUGUAAUCUUAAGUAAAUUAUGACCUAAUGUACCUAUUUCUUAAUAUUAUUGUGAUUAGUCUCAUUUUAAAAACCAUAGUACAUUUCUUUGUAAUUGCUGUCUCUGAGAAAAAUUUUCUUAACAGAGUUUUGCUUGUCAAAUUAAGAACAUUUUGAUUUGUUUCUUGA